Molecule: messenger RNA, 1824 nt
Organism: Torulaspora delbrueckii
Lineage: Eukaryota; Fungi; Ascomycota; Saccharomycetes; Saccharomycetales; Saccharomycetaceae
Gene: RLI1
Product: Fe-S cluster-binding ribosome biosynthesis protein
Exons: 1
Coding region: 1-1824 (607 amino acids)
Biological process (GO): translational termination; ribosomal subunit export from nucleus; translational initiation
Molecular function (GO): iron ion binding; ribosomal small subunit binding; ATP binding
Source: RefSeq, a predicted model, not a curated record
AUGAGUGACAAGAACGCACGUAUUGCCAUUGUGAGCGCGGAUAAGUGUAAGCCCAAGAAAUGUCGUCAAGAGUGUAGACGUUCGUGUCCAGUAGUUAAAACAGGUAAGCUUUGUAUUGAAGUGACGCCUACUUCUAAGAUUGCAUUCAUUUCCGAGAUUCUUUGUAUUGGUUGUGGUAUCUGUGUGAAGAAAUGUCCGUUUGGAGCUAUUAACAUCAUCAACCUGCCUACAAACUUGGAGGCUCAUGUAACUCACCGUUACUCUGCUAACAGUUUCAAAUUGCACAGAUUACCAACUCCAAGACCUGGUCAGGUUCUGGGUUUAGUCGGUACUAACGGUAUCGGUAAGAGUACUGCUCUGAAGAUCUUGGCUGGUAAGCAAAAGCCUAACUUGGGUCGUUACGAUGAUCCCCCAGAGUGGCAAGAGAUUAUCAGAUAUUUCCGUGGUUCUGAGUUGCAGAACUAUUUUACCAAGAUGUUAGAAGAUAAUAUCAAAGCUAUCAUUAAACCACAAUAUGUGGAUAACAUCCCUCGUGCAAUCAAGGGUCCUAUACAGAAGGUCGGUGAGAUUUUAAAGUUAAGAAUGGAAAAGCCAGAGGAUUUGGUCAAAUACUACAUGAAGGUUCUGGAUUUGCAAAAUGUUAUGCAUAGAGAAAUUUCACAAUUGUCUGGUGGUGAACUGCAAAGAUUCGCUAUCGCGAUGUCCUGUGUUCAAGAAGCAGACGUUUACAUGUUCGACGAACCUUCUUCGUAUCUUGAUGUCAAGCAACGUUUAAAUGCGGCUCAGAUCAUUAGAUCUCUACUAGAACCAACCAAAUACGUUAUCUCUGUCGAGCACGAUUUGUCGGUCUUAGAUUAUCUAUCAGAUUUCGUCUGUAUCCUGUACGGUGUUCCAUCCGUUUACGGUGUGGUUACUUUGCCAGCGUCUGUUAGAGAAGGUAUCAAUAUUUUCCUUGACGGUCACAUUCCUUCUGAAAACUUGAGAUUCAGAACGGAAGCUUUACAAUUCAGAUUGUCAGAUGCUAAUGACGAUAUGAGAGACGAUGCUAGUCGUGCAUUUUCGUAUCCAUCCAUGAAGCGUACUCAAGGUGAUUUCGUACUGAACGUUGAGAAGGGUGAGUUCUCCGAUUCUGAAAUUUUGGUUAUGAUGGGUGAAAAUGGUACUGGUAAGACAACUUUGAUUAAACUAUUGGCCGGUGCAAUUGCCGCCGAUGACGGUCAAAAGGUUCCAAAAUUGAACGUGUCUAUGAAACCACAAAAGAUCGCGCCAAAGUUCCCAGGUACUGUGAGGCAAUUGUUCUUCAAGAAAAUUAGAGGUCAAUUCUUGAACCCUCAAUUUCAAACAGAUGUCGUUAAGCCUUUGAGGAUAGACGAUAUUAUCGACCAAGAAGUGCAGCAUUUGUCAGGUGGUGAAUUGCAAAGAGUCGCCAUCGUUUUAUCUCUGGGUCUACCUGCCGAUAUCUACCUGAUCGAUGAACCUUCCGCUUACUUGGAUUCCGAACAACGUAUUAUCUGUUCUAAAGUUAUCAGAAGAUUCAUCCUACACAACAAGAAGACCGCUUUCAUUGUCGAGCACGAUUUUAUCAUGGCCACUUAUCUGGCUGAUAAGGUCAUUGUCUUUGAUGGUGUUCCUUCUAAGAACGCUCACUCUGGUGCUCCAGAGCCCCUUCUAACCGGUUGUAACAGAUUCUUGAAGAAUUUGAACGUCACUUUCAGAAGAGAUCCUAACUCUUUCAGACCAAGAAUCAACAAAUUGGAUUCACAAAUGGACAAGGAACAAAAACUAUCCGGAAACUAUUUCUUCCUUGACAAUACUGGCGUUUGA